Recurvomyces mirabilis is the source of this 195-nucleotide messenger RNA. RefSeq lists its product as uncharacterized. Bases 1 to 195 code for a protein of 64 amino acids. The transcript has a single exon. The record is from RefSeq and is a predicted model, not a curated record. NCBI's taxonomy places the organism in Eukaryota, Fungi, Ascomycota, Dothideomycetes, Mycosphaerellales, Teratosphaeriaceae.
AUGGUCUACGAGUACGAGGAGCCGACAUCCUUCUUUCCCACUGUCUCCACAGAGGUCGUCAAGGACGUCUCACAAUACCAGGCUUAUACAGGCGAUCUCGAUAACAUCCGGUUUCCGGAGCUCAGUGCGGAUGAUGUGGUCAAGCGAGCAAGGCUAGUCUUCAACAAGGAAGAAGCACGUCUGAGGCUGGUGUAG